AUCACAUUGCUUCRAUCAGAUGGAGGCUUGGAGAAAAGAGGUUUUCAAGCUGUUUACUUUCUUCUAAGUGACGAAGAUAAAGUCAUACGUUUAGCGGUUGGCAACAAAAAUGCCACUGCAGCAUCAUUGUCUUGGGAGGUACCCUCGUCCAUGGCAAGUUYCAUCGAUUGGUUUUAUGUUUUAUACAAACAAGAUGAAGGAGAUCAAAAUUGGAAAGUACUCAAAACAGCAAAGUUAAAUGUGGACAUUGGUGGCCUUCUCUCUUCUACACAAUAUAUUGCCAAAGUCAUUGGAAAUAGCAGUGCAACAGGUUACUGGAGUAGUCCAGUGAAGUUCAGGACAUCACAUUUGCCAACGACUGCUUCAGGUGAAAAACCAUCGACAAAGCUCACAGAGUCAGUGAAGCUGAUGUAUAGCUAUGGUACCAGUGAAGGAGACCUUACAAUCCCCAACACUAGGGAAUAUCGGCAUCGUUGUUUCAAGAUUGCAUUUAAUGACGAUGGCUUUCUCUUCGUGACCAAGAAACACUACCACAUAUAUGUAUGCCGCAAUGGUGUCAUGCGUUUUGAUAGUUCUUCUUAUCUUCAAUGGCCAAUGAACUUUGGCACAAGUUCUAAGUAUUGCGACAUUGAUGUUUUGGCUCCAUAUUGGUCUCUAGUCAACAGGGAAUAUUCGCAAGUUUUCUACCAUGUGUAUUCAACGCUAGACAAAAGUGAAAAGUCCAAGAAGGUCCUCGAUCAAGCAACCUCCGACGUUCGUUUGCUAAAGCAACACCCAUUACCAUCCACUUUCAAAGCUUCAUGGGUACUUGUCGUGACAUGGGAUAAACUUCAUCACAAUAGAAUCAAUACUCAUACAAAAAGAAUGAGGAAUACAUUCCAAGCAGUUCUGAUAACAGACGGUGUGUUUUCAUUCGCAAUGUACAACUAUCCCACAAACGGAAUUCAGUGGUCAGCACCAACGUCAAGACAAAAUUGGAAGAACUUUGCAAAUGACAAGGGUCUUCCUGUUGUUGGUUGGAAUGCCGCAGGCUGCACUAGGUCAAAAAUACCUUUGAGCUAUUUCAGCGAAGAAAGGUCUGGAACGGUAAACGUUGGAGACAUUGACGAUACYAAUGGUACAAGCGUGUACUUUAAUCAAUUUCGMAAAAUUGAUUCAAAACCAAAUGGCAUCCAGGGAAAAUGUUUUUUUGAGUUAUAUAGGCCAUGGAAAGUAUCUGAAGGCGAACGAAAAUGCAGAGUAUGGUUCAAAAAGCAACCAGACCCAAGACCUUUCCUGGAAKUUCUCGAACCAUGUCCUUGUACYUCUCGACAAGCUUGGUUCGAUAAACGGUUUUCUCCAGAGUCUAGUGUGGAUCAGUGGCRGACUUGGAGGUCAAAUCCAAGACCCUGUGCCGUUUCAACAUUUCCUUCCAUUGAUGGAUGGGAUCAGAAGUGCUGCUAUUCMCAUGAAUCUGAACAGUGGGGAGCGUUGSUUGAAGGUCAUCCUAACGGAGGYUGYUCACAUAGAUACAGUAAAACCAAAAGCUGGAGAAGACAUAUGAAAAGCGAGGUCUUGGCUUACAAAUAUUGUUGUGUAGAUUCAAGUCUUUGCCAUCUUUUCUAUCAAAGAAGACCUUCGGAUGACUGCAGUCGAUAUGAACCACCAGAAUGGAGUUGGAUGUGGGGUGAUCCACACAUUGUUACCUUGGACGGCAAAAACUACACUUUCAAUGGACUUGGCGAGUACGUCAUGCUCGAUGCUAARAACGGUUUCUUCCAGCUCCAAUCUAGGACACGACUAGCGAAAGGAGAAGGGACAGCGACGAUAUUUUGUGCAGCUGUAAUGAAGGAAUACAACUGCAGCACUUUGCAGCUCAAUCUUGCAGAGAAUAGUUCAAUGUCUGUGCUGAUUGAUGGUGAACCACUAGAUCUUGAAGGCAUUCAGAAUGGUUCUACCAGAUUACAUGGAUCAGUAGUAGUUGCUCGCCCUCAGGAAAACUCAUUUGAAGCCAUAUACCCGUCUGGAAUUUCAGUGACACUUACAGAAUCUAAAGGAGCACUGUCUAUCGUAGUUGCUUUACCCAAAUCAUUUCGAAAUGAAACGAAUGGUCUUUUAGGAACUUGGAAUGGUAACAAACAUGAUGACUUUACAACACCAGAAGGAGAUGUUCUUCGUCCAAAUGCCACUGGAAGAGAAAUUCACUUUGAGUUUGGACAAAAAUGGCAAGUUAACGAGACGAAUUCCUUGUUUACCUACUAUGCCAAAGAGUCAGUCUCUACCUUCUCGAACACCACGUUUAUACCUAUGUUUGUCGAUGAGCUAACGUUUGCAGACAAAACCCUCGAGAAGAAGGCCAUAGCUGAAUGCAAUGGUGAUGUCAACUGUUUGUUUGACGCAGCCUCUACAAAUGACCUUUCCGUGGGACUGGACACCAAAGUAGUUAGUUCUCAGUUGGUGAACRAUUCUGCAAUUCUCAGCAAUUCUCCACCAAAAUUUCCAAAUUAUACAUCUGCAAUACUGCUGACAAUCAAUACUACAAGGCAUCUUGAAAUUCCUGUCGAGGACAACGAUGGGGAUUCUGUUAAAUUUAACGUAACUGGAUUACCAAAAGGUGGCAUUGUCAAAACAAGCAAUUCCACAGUUUCCAUAUCGUGGGAUGUUUCGAUGGAAAAGGUUAAUCUUAAGGUGAUUGCUACUGACGACAAGGGAGCGGUUUCUGUUUUAAAACCACUAUUCCAUCUUUGCGCAUGUCACAAUGGAGCGAAAUGUAUCAAACCACCAGAUGGAAUGCAAAGCCAAACCGACUCUAAUUUUAAAGUCCUGCCAUGCCGGUGUAAAAGUGGUUACGCAGGACAAUAUUGUGAAAAUGACAUCGAUGCUUGUAAAGUCAAUCUAAAUCCAUGUUAUCCUGGGGUUGAGUGUAAAGAUCUUCCUGCUCCAGCAAAUGAGAGUGGGUACGAGUGUGGACCCUGUCCAUCUGGACUUUCAGGAAAGGGUGACUCGUGUGAAGAUAUUGAUGAAUGCGGUUAUGGCUUCAAUCAUGGUUGUUCACAAAUAUGCUACAACACCCCUGGUUCGUUUAUUUGUGGUUGYAAUGAUGGGUAUACACUUCAAAAUGAUGGAUYUACUUGUCAAGAUGUCAAUGAGUGCCAACCUUUAGCUGACUGUAUGCAGAAGUGUGAAAAUACKCCUGGAAGCUAUCAAUGCAGYUGUCACAAWGACUUCAAAGUAGACCCUUCUGAUCCAAGAAAAUGCAUCUCCAAGUUUCCGUGCAAAGAUGGGACUCACGGUUGCCAAGAUAUUUGUUUUGAGUCUAAUGACGUAGCUAUGUGCGCCUGCCAUAUGGGAUAUCAGUUGAAAUCGGACAACAAGUCAUGCCAAGAUAUCGAUGAAUGCAACGAUGGAAAAGAUAGAUGUAACCAGCUAUGUUACAAUAAUGAAGGCAGCUACGAUUGCGGAUGUGUCAAUGGUUUUCGUCUCAGUUCUGACAAUGUGACCUGUGUUGAUGUCGAUGAAUGUAUCGAGUGGACUUUCAAUUGUUCAGCMUCGCUGCGAUGUGAGAAUACCAUUGGAUCCUACAAUUGCAGAUGUCAAGAAGGCUUAUAUUGGAUUAACAAUCGAUGCCGUGAACCUUCAAUUGGAGAGAAGGAAACAACCCUUAAACCUCCACCAAAGCCAACAACGCCCUCCAAAGAAAAUCUUCGUAAUUCUGUCAACGUUACAAUCAAAGAAUUCAACAUUUCAGAGUUGGCUCUACAACUCAAUCUUGUGUUUAAAGAGGUUGCGCGUCAAGUAACUAAAUUUUGUGCAGAGAAARACAUUUGUCUUCCACCGAAAAUACGCAAAAGACGCUCAAACACGUUCAYUACCUUCACUUCAAACGAUGUAAACCUUGUUGGUUUUCCAAUACAACUGKCUAAUGCACCAUCUGGCAGCAUGAACGCUCUUGUAGCAUUUUACGUSAAAUUUCCACCCGGUGUCUCUUCAAAUCUCAGCGACUCUAUUGACGGUGCUAUACUCGUCGAUAUCAUAAAUGGUUCACUUGGUAAUAUCGGCAAAGACAUUGGAAAGACCUUGCUGUCCGUAUCAAGAUACCAGACUCAAACUUCAGCUACCACAGAGUCUCCAGUAAAGACUUUUUCUGGAUUUUUCACUGAAGAGAAUAACUCACYUGUUUAUAUAAUUGGUGGAUUAGUUGGUGGAACAACUGGUCUUUUUUUACUGUUGGGUCUUAUUAUAAGAUUCUGUAGAAGACAGCCAGCGAAGAGCUAUUACACUGUGCAAGACGGUACUAAUGUGGAUAUUAAAAAACACCGCCCUUUCUUUGAAAAAUCGCAUGCAGAAUCCAAGAAAUAAGUUUACAGAGACAACAAAACCUUUAACUCAAUGGUUUGUGCAUUGGAUGACUUGGAUGACUUAAAAACUCGGUCAUGAUUAGUUAUGCAAUGCUCAGUAAUUUGAGAAGGACUAGCUUUAUUAAUUUGAAAGGAAAUUCAUCAAUAUUGAGAAUUCCUUCCUCUAGUUUUGUUAACCAUCAAAUAGUUUUGAUAUAGUUUGUACUUGUUUGGUUUUGAUAAUAUUCUUUCAGCUUGUGGCACAACUAAAGUAAUAAAAAAAACGUUUGCUGUUUAUAAAUCUAAAAGGCUUUAGGCAAUGAUGACCCAGAGAGGUCGUGGCUCAGAUUGCUUGCAUAAUAAAAACAGUUAUAUACUAUGAUAUGAUUUA
Molecule: messenger RNA, 4707 nt
Organism: Exaiptasia diaphana
Lineage: Eukaryota; Metazoa; Cnidaria; Anthozoa; Actiniaria; Aiptasiidae
Product: mucin-like protein
Exons: 22
Coding region: 151-4338 (1395 amino acids)
Biological process (GO): cell-matrix adhesion
Molecular function (GO): calcium ion binding; protein binding
Source: RefSeq, a predicted model, not a curated record